GAGGGAACAUACACUACGUGUUCGGAUUCGCGAGGGAGAGGAGUCCGGUGUAUGAACACGCGAGCAUAAACGACUCAAUCUUUUCACAAACGAUUUGCUUUAGUUUAUGUCCAACCUUCGGUGGACGCGCUCCUAUUUUUGCCUGUGCUCUCUUUCUUUCUUUUUUCCUCUUUCCUUCCUUUCUUCCUUCCUUCCUUCCUUCCUUCCUUCCUUCCUUUCUUCCUUUCUAUUUUUUCCUUUUCCUUUUUCUUUCUCAUUUUGGUAUUUUUUUUUUCUCUCUACUUGUAGAUAUUUUUCUCCUAAUAAUUUAUCCCUUUGCACAUUCAGACAUUUUUGAACGAGCAAAGAAAAACAUGCGGAAACAUUUCAGCCUAUAAGAAUUUGGAAAUAACAGGGAAAUACAAUAUUUAGAUAAAUAAUUGUUUGUUUGGGGGAAUCUCCAGUGUGGUAAAGAAGAAGAAGAAGAAGAAGAAGAAAGAAAGCAAGCAAGCAAAGUAACCCUCCCUUCGCGUCCUACUCCUCUUACCACGAUUUUCGCGAACAACGGGGCUGAUCGAUAGCAUCGGGUUAAAAGGGAAAGCUAGCUAUCCUCAAACUCGAUAUAUCUGACAAUUUCAAUAUUAUUUAUAUUUUGUCUUCAUUUCUUUUAUUCGCACAUUAAACGACAACUAAAUAAAAGAUUAAAGGUAUCGGAAAUUUCAAAGAAAAACAUCAACAAGAGAAAUUCUACCUUUUACGAUCUCGCUCGAUUCUUCCUCCUUAGUUAGAAAUUUCGAAAUAGGAUAAAGUUAUCUUAAGUCAAAAGCCAUUGGUCGACGAUCUCUUGGCGCAUUUACUCCCCUUCCAAUAAUUUCUCUCAAGUUCUCCACGGUGGUGAAUACGCGCGAGUGAGAAAAGAAAAAACGCUUUGUGUUUCUGCGAACGUGACUCCGUUAACCACGUGGACGCUGUUAACUGAUACGAAUAGGAUGGUUUACCUGUUCCCCCGUUCGUCAUUUCAUUUUAGAGAAAGAAAGAGUCAUGAUAAAUCAAAUAGAUUGUGAUUUAGAAGAGAUUUGUUCUUUGACAUGAUCGAAGCAACGAUAUAGAUCAAUGAAAUCGAUCGAUCAUUAGUGACGUGGUGAAAAACAACAACAAGAAAAAAAAAAAAGAAAAAAAAGAAGGAAGAAUCGAGUGAGUGGUUGUGUUUAAUAUCGGCGGUGGUGGUCAUUCUUUACUUAUUGUUAGCAUCGCGAACUGCGGGGAACUACGAGUGGAAGUUAAAGAAGACCGGGGAGAAAAAGGAAUUGAUUGAUUUACGAUUAUUAAGAAUUUGUUCUUGAUUCAUACGACACAAAUCGAAUACAAGGGUUUGAUCGUAAUGGUAAAAAUGUCUCCGGAUUACGUCAAAGCCGUCGAAGGUGGUGUACAACCAACACAGAUUAUAGAGACGAAAAUCUACACGAGAAGAUGGCUAAUCUUGAUGAUUUUCGUAAUAUACAGUGCCAGCAACGCGAUGCAAUGGAUUCAAUACAGUAUCAUAGCGAACAUUGUCGAACGAUAUUACAAAGUUACGAGUGUUCUAGUGGAUUUGACGAGUAUGAUAUUUAUGAUAGCGUACAUACCGUUCAUAUUUCCAGCCAGUUAUCUUCUCGACAAAUUUGGUUUACGAGUGGCUGUUAUAGCGGGUGCAAUUGGAACGGCAAUCGGUUCAUGGAUCAAAGUUUUUAGCGUUUCGCCAAACUUAUUUUGGACUGCUUUCCUUGGUCAAACAAUUGUUGCCAUUAGUCAAACUUUUGUUCUAUCGGUUCCUUCACGAUUAGCAGCCGUUUGGUUCGGUCCUGAUCAAGUUAGUAGUGCCUGUAGCAUCGGCGUUUUUGGAAAUCAGUUGGGUAUAGCCAUUGGUUUUCUAUUUCCGCCUAUAUUAGUACCAAACAGUGAUGAUCCUGAUCUAGUCGCACGCGGUUUUCAGAUUAUGCUUUAUAUCGUUGCUGCUAUCACAUCACUCGUAUUGGUAUUAAUACUUCUCUUCUUUAAAGCCCAACCACCCCUUCCUCCCAGUCCCGCUCAAGCAGUACAAAGGGAUAACGAAUCUGCGGAAGAUUUUAUUCAAUCCGUUAAAAGACUCCUCACCAACGUAGGAUACCUGUUGCUUUUAUUGAGCUAUGGAAUAAACGUCGGAAUAUUCUACGCUAUCAGUACGCUUCUGAAUCAAAUCAUUUUAGAAUAUUUCCCGGGACACGAGGAAGAUGCUGGUAGAGUUGGUUUGACCAUCGUAUGUGCUGGAAUGUUAGGCUCCGUUGUCUGUGGUAUCGUGUUAGAUAAAACGCAUAAGUAUAAAGAAACAACACUAGGAAUUUAUAUCUGCUCCUUCUUGGGAAUGAUCAUUUUCACCUUUACUCUAGACAUCGAUCGAAUAUACGUUGUUUAUAUCACAUCCGCUGUACUUGGAUUUUUCAUGACUGGUUAUUUACCGGUUGGUUUCGAACUCGCUGCUGAAUUAACAUAUCCAGAACCAGAAGGAACGUCUGCGGGAUUGCUCAACGCGGUGACACAGGUAUUUGGUAUACUCUUCACGAUCCUCUACCGCUAUCUGAUCAAACUUCUCGGCGAUUUAUGGGCAAAUAUAAUUUUAUGCAUCGCCUUAGCAAUCGGAGCCUUUUUCACAACAAUAAUACCAAAUGAUCUUAGAAGACAGAACGCCAAAUUCUAAAACACGGAACGAAAGUACAAAUGUCAAUUCUUUUAAGCUGGGAAUAUCAAGAGAACCUAUUUUUGCGAAGAUUUCAAUGACGACGAUAAAUAACAUCGUUUACAUAAUUGUUAUAGAAAUGUUUUAUCAUCAAAUUAUUUAUUGUGUUAGAGUUAAAAAAGAACGUUAAGUACCUACUUGCAAUCGAGAGAAUGAAUCUAUUCAAAUGUUAUAGUGGUAAUGAGAUGUGCGUCACUAUCGAUGCUCCAAAGAUUUUUAUUCAAGUAGAAAUUAGACUAACUAAUUAGAAAUUAUGAAACAUUAAUUCCACAAUUUGUAGACGAAUAUUUUUUCGCCGAGAUAUAUGAUAUACACAUAUAUUUUUUUAGAUGUGUGAACACAAAACAAAAAGGAAAAAG
This is a messenger RNA of Polistes dominula (European paper wasp), 3090 nucleotides long. RefSeq names its product choline/ethanolamine transporter flvcr2a. The record is from RefSeq and is a predicted model, not a curated record. Gene Ontology annotation, molecular function: heme transmembrane transporter activity; heme binding. NCBI's taxonomy places the organism in Eukaryota, Metazoa, Arthropoda, Insecta, Hymenoptera, Vespidae. Gene Ontology annotation, biological process: heme export; transmembrane transport. Gene Ontology annotation, cellular component: membrane.